GAUCCGCAGGUGGUAAAUACGAAGACGGCAGCGAGUGUUACGUAACAAAGAUGCAUUCACAUAGUAAUUGUGUAGCGACACUUGUUUGAGAGGAUGCGGAAUACAAAGAGCAGGCUGGCUGGAAAAGCACGUGAAUGUAUUAAAGCAGCCAGGGUUUGUUGUUUGUCGAAUCGCUUCACUGCCCGCCCGGUGCGAGAAGGAAGCUACGGGACACCUCUGACAAGUGAUUCCAAGUUCUCCCACCCAUCCUGCGUGAGGGAUGAGCCGACUGCCGGGCGACAAGGAGCCGGUGCUUGGAUAAGGCGACGUCAGACUCUGUCGCAACGGCCGCCGAAAUGGAGCCAAAUUACGGAGCAGCAGAAACAAUACUGAACAAGAAGACGAGGCCCGAUCCAGAAGGGGCGAGCAGUCCUCGCAUCCCCCGCGACAGAACGGCGUCGCCGGCCAAGAAACUGACCACUCCGACCAAAGCUGACGUGAUUCGAAGAACGCCUGGCUCGCCGGCAUCACCUGCCCCGCGGCCCAAAAGAGACACCAUGAAGUCAGAGGAGAGGCAGCAACUGGCUAAGGAGAGGCGAGAGGAAAAAGCCAAAUAUCUCGAAGAGCUGAGCAAGUUACAAGCUGCCAAGAAGAGCCAAUGGCUGGAGAAGGAGGAGAGGGCACAGCAGCUGAGGGAGCAGCAGCUGGAGGAACGACGCAGGAGGCUGGAGGAGCAACGCGUCCUGGCGGAGAAACGCCGGGCCGCCCUUGAGGAGCGACAAAAGCAGAAGCUGGAGAAGAACAAGGAACGCUACGAGGCAGCCAUCCACCGUUCCGCCAAGAAGACGUGGGCCGAAAUCCGCCAACAGAGGUGGUCCUGGGCUGGCAACCAGAACCCCAACCAGAAAGAGAGCAGAUGCUCUCUCUCCACCGUCAACCUGCCCAAACACGUGGACUCGGCCCUAAACAAGCGUCUCUCCAAGUCCUCGGCCACACUGUGGAACUCCCCCAGCAGAACCCGUAACGUUGCCCUGAGCCCCUGGGAGAGCAGCAUCGUGGACCGCCUGAUGACGCCCACCUUGGCUUUCCUGGCUCGGAGCCGCAGCGCCGCCAGCGUGCUCCCGAACGGAAAAGACGGACAGUCCCCGCUGUGCCCCCGCUCGUCGUCCGCCAGCCCCUUAACACUGUGCGCCCACCAGCGCUGCUCCGAGCGCUGGAGGGUGACGUCCAGCACGCCCGACAUCACCCAGCGCCAGCACAGACGGAGCUCCACACCCAUGGACAGAACCAAAAAGGAGAAGAAAGACAAGGAGCGGGAGAACGAGAAAGAGAAAAAUGCCCUGACAAAGGAGAAGUCCCUCAAGAAGAGGCAAUCGCUUCCCAGCAUGAGACACAGAGCAGACCUGAGUCCGAGUCCGCUAUCGAGACCGCGGCCGUCAUCGCCCGCCAUGCCCAAAGGCAGGACCGCCUCGCCAAGUCCCGCCGCCUCCCCGAGGCCCCCCUCCACACGCGGCAGCCCGUCGACCCCCAAGGGACGGCCCAGGAGGGCGAGGACCCCCGCCAAGGUGGACCAUCGCACCUCCUCCCCCGUCCAGCUGGAGCGAGUGAGGGAACAUCGCAGGCCAAGCACCCCGGAGAACCACAGUCGGCGUUCUCCUGUGAUUCCUGCUGUCAGAAACUCAAUGGCUUCCAGCAAAUCUGCCUCGCCGUCACCCGAGCCAUAUAUCAAGGACGUUCCUUCGGCGGCGGCGGCGGCCCCCAAGCCCAUGGCGGGCACCAACAACCCAGAGGAGGCGGCCCGCAUCCUGGCAGAGAAACGGCGGCAGGCUCGCGAGCAACGCGUGAGGGAGGAGGAGGAUCGCCGAGAGCAGGAGGAGAAGGAAAGGCUUCUGAGAGAGGAGCGCCUGGCCAGGGAGGAGGAGGACAGGCGUCGGCGAGAGGAAGAGGCGCGAGCCAUGGCCGAGGAGCAGCAGAGGAGGGAUGAGGAGCAGCGGAUGAGGGAGGAGGAGGAGGCCAGGGAGCGAGCCGUGGCCGAGCAGGAGGAGAACGUUCGGCUGCAAAAGCAGAAAGAGGAAGCUGAGGCAAAAGCUCGCGAGGAGGCGGAGAAGCAGCGCCUGGAGAGGGAGAAGCACUUCCAGAAGGAGGAGCAGGAGAGGCUGGAGAGGAAAAAGCGUCUGGAGGAGAUUAUGAAGAGGACGCGUAAAUCGGAGGCAAGCGACAAGAAGGAGACUAAAUGCGCAUUGCCAGAGCCGUAUCCAGAGAGUGCGAAUGAGGUCAAAGAAUGCGAGCUCAACCUGGACAACAACAACAAGACGGAACAUGGACACAGCAGACAAAACCCCCCGGGCCAAACUCAGCUCAACGGGCUCCAGUCCAGCAGACGCGAGCGCAACGGCUUAUCGGCCAAAGUGGACGCAGCGGCGGCGGCGCACUUGGUGGAGGACAUCAUCAUCAACGCCGCCAACGGCGCGCGGGGGCGCUCCGAGGCUGACGGCCACGACAUCCUGGCCUACGACGACGGCGGCGGCAGCACCGCCGCCGCCUUUGUGAAGAAAGCGGCGCCGCUGAAAGCGCAGCACGUGGCAGAAGUGCUGUGAUCCGGCAGUUGCCGUCAGUGUCCAGCCCCUUUCACACAUCCUGUAAGGAAAAAUAACAAAAACAAAACAUUAUUUUCCGCCUUUGGCGCUGAAGUCGGUCGGCGUGUGCGCCUUCAUCCUGCGGACACGCUACACAUCACUAGCUUGUGUUGAACUGGAGGGGAAUAUUUUUGGGGGUGUAAAUAAAUGAGGGAAACAAACAAGCCCACUCACUAUUCAAAUAGUCAUUAGAUGCAAUCAUGAUAAUAACGUUAGCGCACAGCUUCAACAAAAUUGAAGUUACGCAAAGGGCAAAUCCGUAUCAAUACAGAUUUAUUCUGCUAUUUAAAGGCUACAAGAUGUUUUUGUUGUGUUUUGUUAAUUUUAAAUAAUGACAAAGGACAAAAGACUCAAGUGUUCACUCGUGUGCUUUUCCGGACUGAUUUGUGUGAGCGCGCUCGGAAUAUACUUGGACGUCGUCAGCUCCAUGAGGAGUCGUUUAACACGUCUUAUUAAAGACAAAACUCAACUGUC
Messenger RNA from Syngnathus typhle (broad-nosed pipefish), 3089 nucleotides. It is a transcript of the gene map7d1a, whose product is annotated as MAP7 domain containing 1a. The transcript has 20 exons. The coding region runs from base 336 to 2576 and encodes 746 amino acids. Lineage: Eukaryota; Metazoa; Chordata; Actinopteri; Syngnathiformes; Syngnathidae. The record is from RefSeq and is a predicted model, not a curated record. Gene Ontology annotation, cellular component: microtubule cytoskeleton. Gene Ontology annotation, biological process: microtubule cytoskeleton organization.